Mytilus trossulus (common blue mussel) is the source of this 1078-nucleotide messenger RNA. RefSeq lists its product as uncharacterized. Bases 9 to 770 code for a protein of 253 amino acids. The transcript has 7 exons. Lineage: Eukaryota; Metazoa; Mollusca; Bivalvia; Mytilida; Mytilidae. The record is from RefSeq and is a predicted model, not a curated record.
UGCCACACAUGCUUAGAGCAAUAAAUGUUAUUAUCAAAGGUUACAGGGGAUUUAAAGCUCACCUAGAAAGUGCUUCACAUGAAAAUCCAAAAGCUGAAGGACUUGCCAAAAUUCGAACUGAUGUAGCGGUUGUCACAUUCAUGUUAAAUUUAAAGGAAAUCAUAUCACCUUUAAACAGACUAUCCUUGAUUCUGCAGAAACAGAACCUAACAUUGUAUAAUGGACAUGCACAGAUCAAAGCAACUACAGAAGUUCUAAAAAUAUGCAAACCAAAGUAUGGGGACCAUGAGAUUCAUCUUGUAAAGAAAAAUCUCAAGUCCACCUUAAUAAGGUCAGGCAUGGAUAUAGAGGAAGUUAACACAGAGUGGGCCAUUUUGAAAUCUUUAAUAUAUCAAAGGUACAGUAACAGACUUAUAGAUGGUGCCUUGACAUGGGGAUCUGUGUUUGAAACAUUCAGGGAUGGCCUUGACAAUAUAAAGCUUGUUAUAGAUGCUCUGCUCAGUCUACCACCAACAAGUGUCAAUAAAGAAACUACAUUCAGCAGAAUCAAACUCAGCAAAGGCAAGAGGCGGGGUCAUUUGAAGACGGACACAUUGAAGGACUUGAUCCAAGUCGAAAUUGAGACUGAUAAUGUUGAGCAGUUUGACCCAAAGCUGGAUGAUUACCCCUUCAGACAGAAGAAGGAGAGUUGGCUAUUCCAGACCAUCACGAUUAACCGAGACACUCCAAACAAACACAGUCGACCAAGAAACUGUUGUGGUUGGUCAUGAUGAGAUUGAUACACCAGCUGCUGGUCAAGACAUCCAGGGAUCAAUAUACAGGGAUAUUGCUACUCUGAGGCCCAUGCAGGAAAGUCAUAUUGUGAUUCAAAGAUGGCAAAUAAGCGCAAAAAGAUAAAAAGUUGGGUUGCAAGUUGAAAAAAAAACAUUGUAACAGCAGCUGAUAUGAAAACUGUCCUUGACUCUAGAACAGGUGUUGCUGGAUGUCAAGUCUCUAAAUGUGCUAACAACACCUCAUAACACAAACUGAUUACACACAAGUUAGAAGGAAUAAAUGAUUUUAAUGAGUUGUGAGUUGA